GUUAUCAGAAUCGGGCAAGCUCAUCACAUGGGGAUCUACGGAUGAUAUGGGCCAGAGUUACCUUACGUCUGGAAAGCACGAGGAAAUUCCAGAGGCAUUUCCUCUUCCUGCUGAAGCAGAGAUAGUGAAAGCAGCUGCAGGAUGGGCUCACUGUGUUGCAAUUACAGCAUGUGGGGAGGUGUACACAUGGGGCUGGAAAGAGUGCGUUCCAACUGGGAAGGUGAUUGGAGAACAACCUGCUAUAGGAAGUUUAGAGAAGGAUGAAAGACAAAGCGCUUUUCCGAAUGAGCAAGUGAGCUCCACAUUACACGGCUCCAGAUCAAUUAGUGGAACAAUAGUUAAUUAUGAUGGCAAAGGCAGUGAGGAUACUGCAAAACGCAGAAGGUUAUCUUCAGCUAAACAAGGUCCUGAGAGCUCAUCACCAAGUGAUGAAACUCUUUCAGCACUUCCCUGUCUUGUAACACUUGGCGUGGGAGUGAAGAUUACAGCAGUAUCUGCUGGUGGUCGACAUACACUUGCAUUGUCAGAUGUUGGUCAGGUGUGGGGUUGGGGAUAUGGCGGUGAAGGCCAACUGGGUUUGGGUUCUCGAACACGCAUGGUUUCUUCCCCCCAUCUUGUACCAUGCAUUGAAUCAGCUUCUUAUGUUAAAGAUAGAGCAUCAGCUUCCAGUAAAGGAAAUACAAGUUCGGAAGGGCAUGCUUACAAGGUUAUUGGAAGCUGUGUGAAGGCUAUUGCAUGUGGAGGUCGUCAUAGUGCAGUAGUGACUGAAGAGACGUGAGAAUCUAAACUUAAA
Messenger RNA from Dendrobium catenatum, 793 nucleotides. RefSeq names its product E3 ISG15--protein ligase HERC5-like. The annotation marks the transcript as partial. The transcript is spliced from 6 exons. NCBI's taxonomy places the organism in Eukaryota, Viridiplantae, Streptophyta, Magnoliopsida, Asparagales, Orchidaceae. The record is from RefSeq and is a predicted model, not a curated record.